Messenger RNA from Salvelinus namaycush (lake trout), 1164 nucleotides. Its product is annotated as histidine-rich glycoprotein-like. The transcript has a single exon. Lineage: Eukaryota; Metazoa; Chordata; Actinopteri; Salmoniformes; Salmonidae. The coding region runs from base 1 to 1164 and encodes 387 amino acids. The record is from RefSeq and is a predicted model, not a curated record.
AUGCCAACACAACCACACCAUGCCAACACAACCACACCAUGCCAGCACAACCACACCAUGUCCAUGCCAACACAACCACACCAUGCCAGCACAACCACACCAUGUCCAUGCCAACACAACCACACCACCCCAACACAACCACACCAUGUCCAUGCCAACACAACCACACCAUGCCAACACAACCACACCAUGCCAACACAACCACACCAUGCCAGCACAACCACACCAUGUCCAUGCCAACACAACCACACCAUGCCAGCACAACCACACCAUGUCCAUGCCAACACAACCACAUCACAUCACACCAUGCCAACACAACCACACCACACCAACACAACCACAUCACACCAGCACAACCACACCAUGUCCAUGCCAACACAACCACAUCACACCAUGCCAACACAACCACCCCAACACAACCACAUCACACCAUGCCAACACAACCACAUCACACCAUGCCAACACAACCACCCCAACACAACCACAUUACAACAUGCCAACACAACCACACCAUGCCAGCACAACCACACCACACCAUACCAUACCAACAGAACCACACCAUGCCAGCACAACCACACCACACCAUGCCAACACAACCACAGACACCAUGCCAACACAACCACACCAUGCCAACAGAACCACACCACACCAACAGAACCACACCAUGCCAGCACAACCACAGACACCAUGCCAACACAACCACACCAUGCCAACACAACCACACCACACCAACAGAACCACACCAUGCCAGCACAACCACAGACACCAUGCCAACACAACCACACCAUGCCAACACAACCACACCACACCAACAGAACCACACCAUGCCAACACAACCACAGACACCAUGCCAACACAACCACACCAUGCCAACACAACCACACCACACCAUACCAUACCAACAGAACCACACCAUGCCGACACAACCACAGCACACCAUGCCAACACAACCACAGACACCAUGCCAACACAACCACACCACACCAUACCAUACCAACAGAACCACACCAUGCCGACACAACCACAGACACCAUGCCAACACAACCACACCAUGCCAACACAACCACACCACACCAACAGAACCACACCAUGCCAGCACAACCACACCAUGCCAGCACACCACACCAUGCCAACAGACCCAGGAGGGAGAGGAGUGGAGGGUAG